Elgaria multicarinata webbii is the source of this 1056-nucleotide messenger RNA. It is a transcript of the gene DBX1, whose product is annotated as developing brain homeobox 1. Gene Ontology annotation, biological process: cell differentiation in spinal cord; regulation of transcription by RNA polymerase II. The coding region runs from base 1 to 1056 and encodes 351 amino acids. Gene Ontology annotation, molecular function: DNA binding; DNA-binding transcription factor activity, RNA polymerase II-specific. The transcript is spliced from 4 exons. NCBI's taxonomy places the organism in Eukaryota, Metazoa, Chordata, Lepidosauria, Squamata, Anguidae. The record is from RefSeq and is a predicted model, not a curated record.
AUGAUGUUCCCAAGCCUGCUCGCUCCGCCAGCCGUGUACCCCAGCCUGCUGCGGCCCACCCCCACCCUCACCUUGCCUCAGUCGCUGCAGUCCGCCUUCUCCGGCCACUCCAGCUUCUUGGUGGAAGACCUCAUCCGGAUCAGCAGGCCGACCAGUUACCUGCCCCGAAGCGGCGCCCCUCCGCCCAGCAUGUCUCCGCCCAUCUCCGGCGCCAGCAGCGCCAGGACGGACGCGGGGAGCUCCUCCUCCGAGCUGGGCGCCGCCAGCGCUUCGGGCGCCCGACGGGGCUGCUCCGCGGAGACCUCCGUCUCUCCCAGCAACGACGCCACUUUCCUGAAGUUUGGGGUCAACGCCAUCCUGGCCUCGACGCCCAGGACAGAAACAUCCCAAGCACUGAUCCAGAAUGUUCCUCCCAAGACCUUCUCCUUCCCAUACUUCGAGGGGUCUUUUCAACCUUUUAUCAGAUCUUCUUAUUUUCCAGCGUCUUCUGUGGUGCCCAUCCCUGGCACAUUCUCUUGGCCCCUGGCUGCCCGAGGGAAACCACGCAGAGGAAUGCUCCGAAGGGCGGUCUUCUCGGAUGUGCAGCGCAAAGCUCUGGAGAAAAUGUUUCAGAAGCAGAAAUACAUCAGCAAACCAGACAGAAAGAAAUUGGCAGCCAAGCUGGGCCUGAAAGACUCCCAGGUAAAGAUCUGGUUCCAAAAUAGAAGGAUGAAGUGGAGGAAUUCCAAGGAGAGGGAGCUCCUGUCGUCCGGUGGCUGCCGGGAACAAACCUUGCCCACAAAGUUCAACCCUCACCCAGACCUCAGCGAUGUAGGCAAGAAAGGCUCUGGGGAGGAGGAAGAGGAAGCGGAGUCACCACUGUGCCCAGCCAGCCCCCGGCACUCCUUAACCUACCACCAGUCCACAGAGCACUCACACCUGAGAGACAGGUUGGACUCCCAGAUGCUCCCUUCUCCCACCCAUUCCAGCAGUCCCAGCAAACCCUCAGACUUCUCAGACUCAGAGGACGAGGAUGAGGAGGGGGAGGAUGAAGAAGAAGAGAUUACGGUCUCCUAG